UAGAUAUCGCACACUGAAAUUUGCUUACAAUAACAUUACAUUUAUCCGAAGCAAAUGGCGAUGGCAAUGCGUUGUUCUUGCUUUUUUUCCCGCCUCAAUUCCCCGCGAUCUCCUUCCUCCCAUCACUUAUUCAGGGACCUCCAUGUUUCCGGGAAAAUACCUCAUGUUGCACUUAAUGUGGACAAUUUUGUUAAAUUUUGUGGGGAAAGCGUCGUCAGACCACUUCAGAUACAGAAUGCUUUGCCCGUUACAAAAAGUCAGGGAAAUAUUGAGACAAGAUUUCCAGUUAUGGCGUUUCUCUUGGCGAAUGUUUUUACAUUUUCCGUACCAUUGAAAGCUAUGGCUGAAACAUGCGAGGCUGAGAGUCCUGCUUUCAAUAUGCCAAUACUUCUUGCUGUCGCCCUUGUAGGGGCCACUGUUGGAGGAUUGCUUGCUCGGCAAAGAAGGGGAGAAUUGAAGCGGUUAAAUGAACAACUUCGCCAGAUUAAUGCUGCACUAAGAAGGCAAGCAAAGAUUGAGUCUUAUGCUCCCACCUUAAGUUAUGCUCCUGUUGGUGGAAGAAUACUCGAGAAUGAAGUUAUUGUUGAUCCGAGGAAGGAGGAGUUGAUCUCUCGAUUGAAGUCCGGAAAGAACUUUUUGAGAAAUCAAGAUCCAGAAAAGGCAUUUGUGGAGUUUAAGACUGCUCUUGAGCUUGCUCAGGGUCUACAGGACCCAAUUGAGGAAAAGAAGGCUGCUAGGGGUUUAGGGGCUUCACUGCAGAGGCAGGGAAAGUACCGAGAAGCAAUCAAAUACCAUUCAAUGGUUUUGGCAAUCUCUGAACGGGAAGGAGAACAAUCAGGAAAUACUGAAGCUUUUGGAGCAAUCGCUGAUUGUUACACUGAACUAGGCGAUCUUGAAAAAGCUGCUUACUUUUAUGACAAGUACAUAGCAAGGCUGGAAACAGAUUGAUGUAUUUGCAACCAUCUAUUGUUGUUUGUUUACUUCAUAAUGUAGCCAAGUACUAGGCGUUCGUCAUGGUUGGUAGCUUGUAUGCGGAAGAAUUAGUUAUUCGUAUGUAGAUGUUGAGUUGAGAAUAACUGAAGAAUCGCGUCAUUCUCUAUGUUUAUUCCAUUAAAAUUAAAUGAUUUUUCCAAA
Molecule: messenger RNA, 1134 nt
Organism: Cucumis melo (muskmelon)
Lineage: Eukaryota; Viridiplantae; Streptophyta; Magnoliopsida; Cucurbitales; Cucurbitaceae
Product: protein FLUORESCENT IN BLUE LIGHT, chloroplastic
Exons: 5
Coding region: 55-948 (297 amino acids)
Biological process (GO): chlorophyll biosynthetic process
Molecular function (GO): protein binding
Source: RefSeq, a predicted model, not a curated record